Molecule: messenger RNA, 2136 nt
Organism: Corylus avellana
Lineage: Eukaryota; Viridiplantae; Streptophyta; Magnoliopsida; Fagales; Betulaceae
Gene: PRL1
Product: pleiotropic regulatory locus 1
Biological process (GO): mRNA splicing, via spliceosome
Cellular component (GO): catalytic step 2 spliceosome; precatalytic spliceosome; Prp19 complex
Molecular function (GO): protein binding
Source: RefSeq, a predicted model, not a curated record
AAUUACCAAAAAGGAAAAAAAAAGGAAAAAAGCCCCGGCUUUUUUGUCGAUCUUGGUGGCUAGGGUUAAGCCUCUCUCUCUCUCAAACCGUCGAACUAGGCCGAUCUAGAACUCUCCGAGAGUGACCGCUGACCCUGGAAGAUGCCAGCGGCCACGGUGGAAAUGGAGCCAGUGGAGCCGCAGUCACUGAAGAAGCUCAGCUUCAAGUCCCUCAAGCGAGCCCUCGACCUUUUCUCUCCUCUCCAUGGCUACCUCGCUCCUCCUGACCCCGAGAGCAAAAAAAUUCGCAUGAGCCACAAGGUAUGCCUCGAGUAUGAAGGAAUCAGAGCCGCAACGACGAGCCAACCAUCUCGGGAGGCUAAUGUCGUUCAACCUCCGGUGACGCCCAAUAUCCUUGCUCUUCCAGGUCCAGAAAUUUCAAGUGAUCACCAGCAGGGAGGAGCUCAAAAUGCUCUAGUUGGUCCAUCUAUUCAACCAAAGGCAUUGAAUGAUGUAGGUCUACCUGCCAAAAGCACUGUAGUUGUUUCUACUUCGGGGUCAUCUGAAAGGAACUUAUCCACGUCUGCUAUAAUGGAAAGAAUCCCAAGCAAAUGGCCACGACCUGUGUGGCAUGCUCCAUGGAAGACCUACCGGGUCAUCAGUGGCCACUUGGGAUGGGUGAGAUCUAUUGCAUUUGAUCCUAGUAAUACAUGGUUUUGUACUGGCUCUGCAGAUCGCACAAUCAAGAUAUGGGAUGUGGGAAGUGGAAGGCUAAAACUCACACUAACAGGACAUAUUGAGCAAAUACGAGGCCUUGCUGUCAGCAGCAAACAUACAUACAUGUUUUCUGCUGGUGAUGAUAAACAAGUUAAAUGUUGGGACCUUGAACAGAAUAAGGUUAUCCGGUCUUAUCAUGGUCAUCUAAGUGGUGUUUAUUGCUUGGCUCUUCAUCCCACUAUUGACAUUUUGCUCACUGGGGGACGUGAUUCUGUCUGCCGGGUCUGGGAUAUUCGUAGCAAGGCGCAAAUAUUUGCUCUCUCUGGCCAUGAUAACACUGUUUGCUCAGUGUUUACUCGACCUACGGAUCCACAAGUUGUUACUGGCUCCCAUGACUCGACCAUCAAGUUCUGGGACCUCAGAUUUGGAAAAACAAUGUUAACUCUCACCCACCAUAAAAAGUCGGUUCGAGCAAUGGCAGUGCAUCCCAAAGAGCAUUGUUUUGCAUCUGCAUCAGCUGACAACAUUAAGAAAUUUAACCUUCCAAAAGGGGAAUUUUGCCACAACAUGCUCUCUCAGCAAAAAACUAUAAUCAAUGCAAUGGCUGUCAAUGAGGAGGGUGUGUUGGCAACAGGAGGUGACAAUGGGAGUUUGUGGUUCUGGGAUUGGAAGAGUGGUCACAAUUAUCAGCAAGCCCAAACAAUUGUACAGCCUGGUUCACUGGAUAGUGAAGCUGGGAUAUAUGCUAUUUCCUACGACCUAACUGGUUCAAGACUUAUUACUUGUGAAGCUGACAAGACAAUUAAAAUGUGGAGAGAAGAUGAGAAUGCCACGCCAGAAACUCAUCCCCUUAAUUUUAGACCACCCAAAGAUAUUCGGCGGUUCUAGUGGUUGUCCUACUUUUUGCUCUGGUCGGUCGUGUCGUAUCGUGCAGCUUGACAUUGAUUUGGCAAAUGUGAAGCAAAGUUUGGUCCUCAAUUAUCUGGCUACUUGAUUUUAGCGGAACAGGCUGCUAAUUCCUUCUAUUAACCACAGAGUAUGCAAGGCUGUCUGGGAAAGAAUAUUUGCAAGCGUUAAUGUAGCAUCAUGGCCUACAGGUGGAAACUUCCAAAGAUCUGCAUAAAUUUGGUUUAGGAAGAAGUGUGUGCUAAAAUACUGAAAGAUUUGGCCGUUCUUGUAGAGUAAUUGUGUUCCUAAGUUUCCUUUUUGGUUGAUGUGGCUCAAAGUUCAGGUAAACAUUUCAAACAUUUGGCCGACUCCCAAACUUCUUUGAAGUGAUAGAUGAUAGUGUAAGGUUGGAAGUUUGGGUCAACGGAAAUUUGGUGUGGCUUGAGAAAAGGAUAUUUCAGUUUCAGUUAUCAGUAGAAAAUGUGAUUACAGAUUUGUAUGUUAGGCACAUUUGAUAAUAGUUCUUCGGUAAUAAUAAUAGGUUCAAUCUAA